CCCCCCCAAAUCCAGACCCCGGGUCGGGAAGCGGAGGAGGAAUUCUACUGCGUGAAGUGGAUCAGCUGGAAGGGCGAGAGGACACCGGUCAUCAUGCAGAGUGAGAACGGGCCCUGCCCGCUCCUGGCCAUCAUGAACAUCCUCCUCCUGCAGUGGAAGGUGAAGCUGCCCCCGCAGAAGGAGGUGGUCACGGCCGAGGAGCUGAUGGCACAUUUGGGGGACUGCAUCUUGGCCACCCAGCCCCGGGAGCCAUCCGAGGGGCUGCAGCUCAACUUCCAGCAGAACAUCAGUGACUCCAUGAUGGUCCUCCCCAAGCUCUCGACGGGGCUGGACGUCAACGUGAGGUUCACGGGGGUCUCAGACUUCGAGUACACACCUGAGUGCAUCGUCUUUGACCUCCUUAACGUCCCGCUCUACCACGGCUGGCUGGUGGACACCCAGAGCCCGGAGGUGGUCCAGGCCGUGGGCAAGCUCAGCUACAACCAACUGGUGGAGAAGAUCAUCACCUGCAAACAGGCGAGUGACUCCAGCCUGGUGAGCGAAGGGCUGGUGGCAGAGCAGUUCCUGGAGUCCACGGCCUCGCAGCUGAGCUACCACGGGCUCUGUGAGCUCACGGGGGCCGUCAAGGAGGGGGAGCUCAGCGUCUUCUUCCGCAACAACCACUUCCGCACC
Nestor notabilis (Kea) is the source of this 672-nucleotide messenger RNA. RefSeq names its product protein FAM63A-like. Gene Ontology annotation, molecular function: K48-linked deubiquitinase activity; cysteine-type deubiquitinase activity; cysteine-type carboxypeptidase activity. The annotation marks the transcript as partial. The record is from RefSeq and is a predicted model, not a curated record. Gene Ontology annotation, biological process: protein K48-linked deubiquitination. Gene Ontology annotation, cellular component: cytosol; cell periphery. The transcript has 6 exons. Lineage: Eukaryota; Metazoa; Chordata; Aves; Psittaciformes; Psittacidae.